Ceratina calcarata is the source of this 3553-nucleotide messenger RNA. Its product is annotated as cytochrome P450 9e2-like. NCBI's taxonomy places the organism in Eukaryota, Metazoa, Arthropoda, Insecta, Hymenoptera, Apidae. The transcript has a single exon. The record is from RefSeq and is a predicted model, not a curated record. The coding region runs from base 544 to 2115 and encodes 523 amino acids. Gene Ontology annotation, molecular function: heme binding; oxidoreductase activity, acting on paired donors, with incorporation or reduction of molecular oxygen; monooxygenase activity.
AGUUCCAAAAGUUUACAAAAAUUCAGCUUUUCAAAGUAUUUUGGAUCCCGUUGAUGGCAUUAAUGGGCAGCAUUACAUGACGGUGUUCUUGAACGUAAGGAUUCGAACCCGGCAAGGCCGGUGGUAAGUCGGAUCGUUUUAUGCAUUUCCUAUCAGUAACCGGUAUGAUGGUAUACAUCCUCAGCGUUUGAUGGAUGACCGCAUCGAAAAAUUUCAAACCGUUCUAUUGUUCGAAAGUCACCCGCGAAAUGGACACGCUGAGGACAUGGUCGAUCUCGUACGAUUUCUCUCAGAAACUCUGUGUUGGAGUUCUGAUUGCAGCCCCCGCUCAUAUGAAAACGCAUAAUGAUUAACAGCAGUGAGAUACAUGAUGCAGCUGUUUUGAAAUGUAGAGGGAGGGGGGAUAAAAACAACUGAUUCCAAUUCCAAGCGGCGUAUAGUACUAAAUAUAUAAAGACAGUUAUCAGACAGACGUUCAGUUCUCGAUCAACUACACACGGAGAGCGUUAUUACGAAACUAAUUGCGGACAUCUUGCCGUCGAGAUGUAUCUAUCCGUCGGCCUCGCGCUGGUGGCAAUAGCCAUCGCCAUUUAUUACUAUAUCAGCAACAAACCGGAUUUCUUUGAGAAGCAUGGUAUUCCGCACAUUCCAGCAGCGCCUUUCAUUGGCAAUAUGGGCCCUGUGGUGGCUCAAAAAUGCACGAUGCACGAGCUGCUGCAGAAGCACUACGACAACGAACCGGAUGCGAAGUACGUCGGCUUUUACGAAUUCACCACUCCAGUAAUCAUGUUGCGCGACAUGGAUCUCAUCAAAGCGGUGACCAUCAAGAAUUUCGAGCAUUUUCAAGAUCAUCGGCCGUUCGUGACCAAAGAAACGGAUCCCCUGAUGGCUAACAUGUUAUUCAAUAUAAAGGGCGACGACUGGAAACACCAGAGGAACCUGCUGACCGCCUCGUUCACUUCUAGCAAGCUGAGGGACAUGUUCCAUUUGAUGUCUUCAUACGGGGCAAGAUUCACGGAUACGCUGGCCCAACUGCCGGAAAAGGAUCGCGAAAUGGAGAUGAAGGAUCUUUUGACCAUGUACACGAACGACGUGAUCGCCAGCUGCGUGUAUGGGUACACUAUAGACACCGUGAAGGAACCGAAGAACAUAUUUUACGUCUACGGUAGAAUUGGAACUAAUUUUGCUACCCUUAAGAGGUCAUUGAUAUUCUUGUUGCAAAGAAAUGUACCUAAGUUCGCGGCAUUCUUCAACAUAAAAUUGUUAGAGGCGCACGUCGCCAAGUUCUUCACUAAUGUUGUGAUCGACGAGGUGAAAAACAGAAAGGAGCACGGAAAUUCCCGGCCCGACUUCCUCCAGCAGAUGAUGGAGAUACAGCAAAAGAAGGACAACAAUUUUAGUAUAGAAAAUAUGGCAGCGCACGCUUUUGUCUUCUUCUUCGGCGGUCUGGACACCGUAUCCACUCAAAUGUGUUGGGUGACACAGAUGCUGAUCGAACAUCCCGAAGUUCAGGUGAAAGUGCAACAAGAGAUCGACGAGGCAUUAGAAAAGACCAAUGGCGAGUUUACUUAUGAAGUCGUACGCGACAUGAAGUAUUUGGAAGCAGUGAUCACCGAGACGAUGAGAUUCUACCCGAUCCUGGCCAAUCUGGACCGAGUAUGCGUGGAAAAGUUUGAGCUUCCACCAGCAGUACCUGGCGGCAAGCCUUUCACUCUUGAACCAGGAAUGACUGUUUGGAUUCCGGUGAUGCCAAUUCAUAUGAAUCCGGAUUAUUAUGAAAACCCGGAGAAUUUCGAGCCGGAAAGAUUUAUGGAAGAUGGAAAGAAGCUCGUGAAUUCGUGUAUGUUUCUGUCGUUUGGAACCGGACCUAGAAUGUGCAUCGGUUCGCGUUUCGCGAUGAUAAAGAUGAAAGUACUGCUCUGUUAUCUCCUCGCUAAAUGCGACAUAAAAGCUGGAUCGAAGACGCAGGUGCCGUUGCAAAUGAAGAAGGGAUUCUUCAACACAAUAUCAGAAAAUGGGUACUGGAUGAGGCUUGAACCGAGAAAAAAUCCUCAUCCUUCUCUCAAAAUGAAAGGAACAGUUAACGGAACGUCGACUGGAGUUUGCGCGAAAUAAUAACUCUUCUUUUUUGGUAACUGGUAAUUUGUAAUUGGUAAUUGGUUUUUGGUAAUCCUGGUAAUUGUACAAUAUAAUUCAUUAAUAUCUAUGAACUUGAUAUGUAGAUGCGUAUGAAUGAAAUGCUUGUUACAACUGUUUUAAAUAUAAUACGCCUUUUUAAAAUAAAAAUAUCGUCCAUGAGGAUUCUACAUCAUUCAUUGCAACAUCUUCAUUUGUUGCGCGAAGCACUUUAGCGAACAUGAUUGAAUCGUUGAUUAAAUAAGACUCUCAUAGUCCCGAUGAAACAAGAGUUUCUAUCAAUAAAACCUACACGUUCGUAUUAAGAUUACAAUAUUUUUAUUAUUUGCUCUUGACUGUUGUUUGAUCGUAGACAUUCACAGUACAUACAAUUUUUCAAAACAAUAGAUUGCAUACUUUUUUAUUAUUAGAAAUACCUUAUUGUUGCUAAUUAGUGAUAAAUUCAAUUUGCGUGUAGCCAAUAUUUGCUUUGCAAUUUAAUAGCGGAAUACGAAUGACGAAGUACUACAUACGCGCGAGAGAACACUAUCUUUCCUUUCCUAUCGCAAGUUCAUCUCUUCACAUAUCUUCAGGUUCAAUUGACAAAUAAACGCCUAUCAAACUUUUAUGACGCACUCAAGUCUAUACUAUAAAUAAUAUGUGUAUGAACUAUAAUACUUGUUGUUAUUACUGUUGCGGCUACUAUUUGUUUUAGGUGUUUCGUAGCACGUAAAAACAAAAUUUCAUUUUUUAUUUUUCAUCCUAACUGCUAUACCAGUAUACUGCGUAUUAGACAUUAAUCGUGAUAAAUAUCAGACGAUCGAAAGUCGGGAAUCAAAUAUUGUUUUACGCAUUCUGAGCAGCAAGCAACGUUUCGUUCAAUGUAGCGUUAAAUAACGUAACCGUCGCUAAGAAAUAUAUCUAUAGCCUCUUACAAUCUUUAUACUACAUAACUUCUUACAGCACGUCUACUAUAUGUAUGUACGCGUGUACCAUCAAAUUCCAUCAACCUUAGUUCAGCAGCUAUCAAGCUAAUUUAAAAGAUGCAUAUUUAACAAUUCUUUUGUCGCAUUAAACUUUUACUUUCUAUCAAAACAGAUUAAGAAAUAUCCAACACUGACUGAAAGGUUAAAAGGUGAGGAAAUAAUGAUCAUGGAACCCUUUUAUAAUUUACGAAAUUAAUUUUUGGAUCGAUGUGCGAUAAUUUGCCGAUUGUAAAACGAAUGUGAUGUUGACAGUAUGAACGUCGUACUGUCAACACAUGAGCAGGGGCAAAGCCUUCUGACACAACUAGCUUGCCCACUGAAGUAAAUGAAUACGCGUUAAUUCCUAUUUCUAAACUCAUUCCAAACCAACUACAAUUACCAUUACAAGCACGAUAGAUUAUAUUAUAUUAUAUAUUAUAUCUAAUUAUAUUAUAUUAUACCUAAGUAGAAUA